Austrofundulus limnaeus is the source of this 1782-nucleotide messenger RNA. Its product is annotated as putative sodium-coupled neutral amino acid transporter 8. Gene Ontology annotation, cellular component: membrane. Bases 216 to 1559 code for a protein of 447 amino acids. Gene Ontology annotation, biological process: amino acid transmembrane transport. Gene Ontology annotation, molecular function: L-amino acid transmembrane transporter activity. The transcript is spliced from 10 exons. The record is from RefSeq and is a predicted model, not a curated record. NCBI's taxonomy places the organism in Eukaryota, Metazoa, Chordata, Actinopteri, Cyprinodontiformes, Rivulidae.
UUUCAGGACCCCACCUUGAUGUUUCGGGACCCUACUUUGGGUCCCGACCCCAACUUUGGGAAACACUGGUUUAAAGAGUGGAAGCGAAGUUUCCGAGCCGCACCUGAACGCAGCGGCCGGGCCCUCUCUGGCCCCGCCUCUCCAGCACGCCUCCGCCCGGCUCACCCUGCAGGGCGGGCGGCCGCCGGAGCUCAGAGUCUCCCGCGGGUCGAAGGAUGGAGGAGUUGGCCAGAGAGAGCAUCAGUCUGCUGGCUUCAGCCUCCUCCAGGUGUCGGCUGGACCCGGCGGGGCCGCGGCUGGGCUCCGUGGGGGCCGUCUUCAUCAUGCUGAAGUCUGCUCUGGGCGCUGGGCUCCUGAACUUCCCCUGGGCCUUCCAGAGAGCCGGGGGGGUCCGCAGCGCCGUGAGCAUGGAGCUGAUCUCUCUGGUGUUCCUGACCAGCGGCCUCAUCAUCCUGGGCUACUCCUCCUCCGUAAGUGGCGGCGGCACCUACCAGGCGGUGGUGAAGCGGCUGUGCGGCCCGGCCAUCGGGCAGCUCUGCGAGGUCUGCUUCGUCUUCAACCUGUUCAUGAUCUCCGUGGCCUUCCUGGUCAUCGUCAACGACCAGCUGGAGAAACUGUGCGACUCCCUCUACGAGCUGGUGAGCGGGUCGCCCAGGUCUGAGCUGGAGUAUCACGUCUACACCGACCACCGCCUGGCUCUGCUGCUGCUCUGUGCCGUCCUCAUCCUGCCGCUGUCCGUCUCCAGGGAGAUCAGCAUCCAGAAAUACAUCAGUGUUCUGGGUACUCUGGCUUCGACCUACCUGACCAUAUCCAUUAUCGUAAAGUACCACACCAGACCGGCUGUUCCGGUUCACAUGGCCCCCCUCUUCUCCAGCGGGUCCGGCUCCUGGGCCUCGGCCUUCAGCGUCAUUCCGACAAUUUGUUUCGGUUUCCAGUGCCACGAGGCGUCCAUCGCCAUCUACAGCAACAUGGAGGACCGGCGUCUGUCUCACUGGGUCUGUGUCUCUGUGGCGGCCAUGAUCAUCUGCUUCAUCAUUUACUCCCUCACAGGUGUUUACGGGUACCUGACGUUUGGGAAGCAGGUGGAGGCUGACGUCUUGAUGUCCUACCCCAGCCAUGACGUCCUGAUGCUGGUCGCCAGGCUGCUGUUUGGGGUCUCCAUCAUCACAAUCUACCCCAUCAUCGUGCUGCUGGGCAGAUCCGUGAUCCAGGACCCUCUGCUGAGUUGGUGGCGGAGAUGCGGCGGCGCUGCGGAGAAGGAGCGGUCAGAAAGCCACAGCCGCUACGCGCUGACGGUGGCGUGGAUAUUGGUGACGCUGCUCAUCGCCGUCUUCGUACCGGACAUCAGUAAGGUGAUCGGCAUCAUCGGAGGGAUCAGCGCUUUCUUCAUCUUCAUCUUCCCAGGACUCUGUCUGGUGUUCGCCGUGCGGUCCGAGCCCGUUUCCUGCAGAACCAGAGUCUUCCUCACAGUUUGGGGAGUUGUGACUCUGAUCUGUGGAGCCUUCAUCUUCUGUCAGAGCACCACGGUGGCCGUGCUGCAGCUCCUGGGAAAGAUCUGACUCCUCCUCCUCCUCCUCCUCCUCCUCCUUCAUGUUGGUUUUUGUCAUGAACUCGUUUUUUCUCCUCCUGUGGUGAGUUUUGUCUCCGGAGUGAAAACAGCCAGAAAAACUCAGGUUUUUGUCUGGUUUUACUGGCUGCAGCUGCACUGCUUGUUUGUUUUUAGUCUGAGGAGGGAAACCCACUGUUUGCAUCUUUGUGUGUAAAUUUGAAAAACAAAAGAAA